UUGUGGGUACACGUGUGGGUUACUUCUGUGCGAAUUUGAAACUAAACAUUAUGUGUGAAAAUUAAAUUAUAAUUGUGUCGUGGUUUAAGACGUGUUUUCUGUGUAAUAAGCGUCAGUGUGUGCAUAUAACUUCUAGAAUCUGCUACGCCGUUGGCGGAUACUCAGCAAGCACAGAAUCUGCAGCCACCCAGUCGCAGGAACACGAGGGCACGGCCAGUCAGCUUAUGUGCAUCCCUGCUCGACCAAGGGGACACUGAGAGUCACGAUCGCUCGAAAGCUUAAAUGGAUGGCAGUCGGAUGGAGGGACGGACGGAGAGACAAUUGACCAUGACAGCCAUCUGCUUCGUGUGCAACCUGCCCAUCCUCAGUCAUCAGGUGGGCCUUGUCUGGCAGGGCGGGAAUGGCUGGGAUGACCUCGUCCGGGAGCAGGUGGAGGAGUCCACCUUGCGGCAGCGUCUGGGAGCAGGGCGUCGCGACUCCGCUGCCCAGAUCACCAGCAUCAGCCCGCCCACGGAGACGCAGGAAACGUCACCGCCUGGCUCAGGAGCCAUGACAAGGAGACGCAGAAGCUCGCUGGCUCAGUUCACGGACAUCUUGCGAGAGUGGAGCGGUAGCACUAAAGUUUCCCGAAGCAAGGAACCUCAGCUGCACCGUCGCGAGACACUGGCUGAUAUCGCGAAGAGCCUUCCUUGGGGUCGUAGCUCCACGACCGAUUCCUCCACAGUGGCAGCCCUCAGGAAGCGCCGUGAAUCUUCGGCAGAUCCAAGUAUCAAACUAGCCAAGACACGGCGUGACUCUACGGCAAUCAGCGACUUCCGGUCCGAUUUGGCACGUUUCUGGUCCCGUCGCGAAUCAACUACCACCGUCAUAACGCCGAGAGAACCUUCCCAGCAGCGUCGCGGUUCUGGGGAGUCAUCCCGGAGCGGGCGCCGGGACUCAACGACGCUGAUUAACUCAAGAAGAGGCUCUGGUGAGUCGUCGCGUUCUGGAAGGAGGGAUUCUAUAAACACGUCAUCAGCUGUGACAGCAUCGCCACCGAAGCUACAUCACCACCAUCAUCAUCAUCCCCAUCAGCAUCACCAUAGGAGAAGAGACUCAAGGACGGGAGAACCAAAGUAUUACCGGCAAGAACAGAGACCUUCAACAUCAAGUACCGCGUCAGACAGCGGCCCAAGUGUCAGCUUACUCGUCACGCAGCCUUCCACGGCAGGUUUCUCGGGGCCGACAGCUGCAGCAGAACCUCAACAGGCACUGCCCCCUCCCACGAUCAUCACGUCCUCCACGACGCCACCCGCCACAUCUCCAAACACUGCCGCUGUGCCCAUCUUGGUGCCCACCACCACCACUACCACCACCACAGCGUCUUCCUCACCCCCCGCCACGAAUUCCACCACGACUGUUGCGCCAGCCACAACAGCCAGCACUCCAGUGACAACCACACAUCCCUUGCUGGCCACACGGAGAGAUUCCACUACGCAGGUAUACUAUAAAGGGCGUCGCGACUCCCGCACCCACGCCUCCCCAGAGCGUCGACCCAGCGCCAAGGAGUCGUCGCCCAGCAAGUUCCCGCGUCUUCCUCGUCAGUCCACCGCGAUAGAUGAAAGUGGACCCGGGCCGUGGGGGCGUCGCGGAUCGCAACCCACACUGUCACCUGACCUCCCCUCUGUUGCCGCAGGAGCGACGUCUGACGACACUUCGGGGCGCAAGGCACGCCGGGAUUCACUGUCGCCAGACUCGGCAAGCUACACACGCGGACGAAGGGAUUCCAGAUCACAUUUGUCGCCUGAUCGCUUGGAACGUGAUGUGUCACCCGUCGGCCGUGGACGGCGGGGUAGACUUCGACGGCAGUCCACGUCUAUAACUGGCGGCGCCGGGUACCGGGGUAUGCCGCCUCGAUCGCCCGAGUCUUCGUCGACUUGUUCCUCGCGUGACCCGUCUCCGUGUAACAGAGCCCCUCCCCCUGCCCCCACGAGCCACGCGCCAAUAAUUCGUCGGCAGUCCACAACCGAGGAGAUUCUGAUAGCGAGAGGCUUCCGCAGACAGUCCACGACGGAGGAAAGGAUCCGGUGCAGGAAUUUCCGACGACAGUCUUCACAAAGCGAAGAUCUGUCACGAUCACGCGGCAGGAGGGACUCAUCAGCACAGAUCAUCGACGGGACUUUCGCCACGAUGACCGUCGAGACGACCAGCACCUUCUUUGACACCAGCACACAAACAGAACCGUCUCCACUGUAUGAUAACAACCACUAUCACGAGGAAUGUCUGCGCUGCAAUUCGUGUGGUCUGAACCUGACGGGCCCGAACCAGAAAAGGGCGCGUCGCUUCAAGAACCAGAUCCUGUGUGACCUACACUUCGCGGACGUCGCCCUCAUGGAAUGCUCUGAUUUCAUGCAGCAGCUCCGCAGUUUCAAGCCGCAGAGUCUGGGCUGUGCUGUGGCUAGGAGGAAAAGCUCCACCACCCUUAUCUUCCCGCUGCCCCCACAAGCCUGUUCCGACGAGUUCUGUGAGGAGUUCCCGCACAAUCUGAUCCCUACCCCGGGCUACUGGAUCGAGUGCUCGCGCCAAAAGAUCGCGUCCGACACGAUCUGGGACGAAUCCGAAUCCGAGCACGAGAUACACGAAGAAGAAGAAGAGGAGGAGGAAGAGGAAGUUGGAGGCGGGACUCGAAACCGGGAACGCGAGGAUGAUGGUGGUGUUGGAGGAGUGGAAGAGGGGGCGGGAGAGGGACCAUCAGGCAUUGUGCGCGGAGACGAGUGCCUCCUGGAGGACGAUGAAGACGACGAUGAACUGCCGAAGAAGAAGACGGCCAUCGAGGAGCAGUGGGAGAAGAAUCAGGGCUUCGAACUCACGUCCGUGGAGCAAGAAACAUACGAGAAGUACUUCUACGGUACAGAGCACUGGAAUUACUUCACCAAUGACGAGGACCUCGGCCCGGUAAUACUGAGCAUCAAACAGGAAACGCUGAAUGGAAGGGACCAGUUCCGGAUACUGGUCAGAGCAAUCAGUUACACCGUGCACGGACUCAUCCCGGCCUCUUGUGUGUUCGCGGAUCGGUACAACAGAGAAGAAGUGGUGCGCUCUCUCGGCAAGGAGGUGAACAUCAACCCACCCCUCACACUGGGUCAGUUGCCAGACACGCCCGAAGAACUCCUCAAGCUCGACCAAGUCUUCAUAAAGUCAGAACUGAAAGUUGGAGUUAUCUACGUGAAGGAGGGUCAGUACACGGAAGAGGAAAUCCUAGACAACAAUGACAACAGUCCCCUGUUCGAGGAGUUUCUGCAAAUCUUAGGCGACAAGGUGCGCCUUAAGGGUUUCGACAAGUACAAGGGUGGGCUGGACACUGUGCACGACUUGACUGGGCUGUACUCUGUGUACACAAACUGGAGAAGUAUAGAAAUAAUGUUCCACGUGUCCACGCAGCUUCCCUACGAGAAGCAUGACCCGCAAAAGCUGCAACGCAAGCGUCACAUCGGAAAUGACAUUGUGUGUGUGGUGUUCCUGGAGGCAGAUAACACGUCCUUCUCGCCUGCCUGCAUCAAGUCACAUUUCCUACACACCUUCAUCCUCGUACGGACCAGCCCACGCAUCAAGAGAAAGCCCACGCGAUACGAGGUAUCGGUAGUGACAAGGGAUGAGGUUGGUGCGUACAAGCCGUACCUCUGGGAACAAUCUGUGUUCGACAAGGGACCCAUGUUCAGGGAAUGGCUGCUCACCAAAAUCGUCAACGGUGAGCGCGCCAGCUACUCUGCGCCGAAAUUCGCGCGCAUGCAGGAGCGCACGCGCUCUCAGAUGCUUGAGGACAUUGUUGCCAACCUUGCGAACCAUGCUGAGACCGGCCAGAUUCCAAAACCAUACCGGCGCGGGUCAUGGCGUCCCAUUGGCCACAUGCGGCCAUCCAGCCCACUGCUGGACUCGGUCCGAGACCAAUUCGAGGAUUACGAUCAGCUGGCAAAGGACUUCACGCGCAUGUUCCUCAACAAUGAGGAGAACACCAUCAACAACGUCAGCCUCUUCGAUGUGGUGUUCCUGGUGGGGCAGAGCAAACAGAAGACGAGGUUUAUUGGCGUCAGGGCCAUCCUUGGCGUGCGCAGCCGUGUGUUCCAGGAGAUGCUGUACGGCAUAUCGACGGGGUUCGGAUCCCCGCAGGUACCGGUAGCUGAGUUGCUGGCCAGAGCUGUUCCAACCCUCCAUAGUCCCCAGAAACCGAAGAGUAGCAAUUUCCUGCAGGUUCCAGACAUCGAGUCACCCAGGCCCAAAAGUGUGCCUAGCUCACCCAUGGUGAAGCGAGCAUUCUCUCGCCUUGGCAACCUCACAGCUGGCUGGGGCCGGUCCAUACGCAAGCAACAUUCACAACUGACAGCUGACGACAAGAAGAAGUGGUCUUCCUCACAAGACUGUUCCAAUAAGGAGGGCAAAGAUAAGGACAAGGAAGGGAAAUCACAGCUUCCACACCUUGCUGUUCCUCGUCUCAGUGUCUGUGCUGAUGCACAGAAAGUGGACAGGGCCAAGCUUGCACAGACUGAGUUCCCGAUAAUAGAAUUUGACCCGGAGACAUUCCGGAUCCUGUUGGACUACCUCCACACAGGCUCCUGUCCACUCACAUGCUCCAACAUCCCAGGGCUAAUCUGCGCGGCAGAGCAUUAUGACCUUCCUGAAUUACUACAGGCUUGCUUCCAUCAUGCAAAGCAGUUCCUCAGGAUAGAAGUGGUCUGUAUGAUGCUCUGUUCGCUAGAGAACUAUUACUGGAGAUACACUUCUGCCUCUGAGCUUGUCAAUAUGAUUCUUGCCUUUGUGGAAGGAAGAUCACACCAGUUGUUCCAGGUACAAGAUUUCCUAACUCUGUCAGAGUCCAUGGUUCAAAUGAUAAUGUCCCGCACCUUAGAGGUGCCUGAGGUGUGCAAGUUUGAAGCAAUGCUGGGAUGGGCACGCCACAAAAUACGCACAAAGACCUCGUCCAAAAUGGAUGCCAAGUUGGAAUUCAGAUGCACUAUGGAACGAUUAUCGCGUGACCUCAAGCUGUACAGGAUUUCACCUCAGGAUCUCAUCAAGAUUGUGCUGCCAACUAAAGCUAUUAAGAAUGAGCGCAUCCUGGAUACACUGAUGUUUCAAGCCAAUACUGGCAUGUAUCGGGUACAGGAUAGUUAUCUGGCAGCAUGCCAACAGAGGCUUCAGCAACAAGACUCUAGAGUCAGCGAAUGGGAAUCUUUUGAUUGUGGCAUGUAACAUGCUUUAACUGAUCUUGACUGGUACACUGGAAGAUCAUGAAAAACUGGGUGUUGUGUAUUGGAAUAUACUCGCAACCCUUAGUGAGCAGUGUUCUUGGGUUUGUAAAGAAGAGACAAGGCAUUUAUACAAACACAACAGGAUGUGAACAAAGACGAUAACAUUUACGUCCAGAAUGUAGUAUACAUACUCAUUAAUUUUAGCUUCAUAUAUAUAUAUUUUCUCCCCUACUCCCCGUUAAAGUAUAUAUACAUUUAUUUAUCUUGGGAGAGAAAAAAGGCAUAAUACCUUUAGUCUUGCUGAUGGUCUGGAAUGUGAACUACUUUGACAAUAUCCUCGCACAAUUCCCAAGACUUCCCGAGCAGAAUCCUGAGUAGCAAAACAAUGGUGAGAUCCUUAGGGCUGGUAAUUUUUUCACUUUUUAUAUAAAUCAUGUCUUUGUAUCCUAAACAGAAUGAAAGCUAAUCUUCUCUUCCAUGGUGUAACACUUCCAAAUCUUUCAGUCUUGCUAGUUUUCAUAGCAAUAUGUCACAAUAUUUUUGUUCAUCUGUUGUAAAAUUGGGCCUUUAUGGUUCUCUGUGACGAUUUUUAAUCAAGUGGUUGAAUUUCUGAUUACUUGCCUCAGUUUCAACUGCAGCAAAUUCCCUGGUUUAAUCUGUUCAUACCAACAAAGCUACAUCUUAUGAAUAACAUUGUGAUACCUAGCAGAUAUUCAUAAUAGAAUAUAUAACAUUUUAAUAAAUUAAUAUUUGGAUGGUUUUGUAUUUACUGCAGGUGAUUCAAUAAAUAACAUUUACUAUAACCACGACUGCAGAAACUCAAGGCAUCGGUUCUUUACACUUCGAAAUUGGCUACAGACAUUUUAAAUUGCAACAUACUUAUGUUCACAUGAUUAUUGUGAGUGUUUCAGAUUUACAUUCUGAUAGCAAUCGAUUUUUCUCUCUUCAGCACAGGAUUUCUAUCAGAACAGUGACUACCACAAUAGGCUUAUAUAUGUAUCUUAUGUCCAGUUACAUUGAUAUUAUUGGAUAUUUUGACAAUGACUGAAGUUUUAAUGUCACUAGAUGUCCUCUGUGACUGUCAUUAUUCAUUGAUGUUCACCACUGUUUUGUUUAUUCAUUCUACAUUGUAUGCACAAGAUUGUCUAAAGAAACGCUGCCGGAUCUGUUGAAUGUAAGUAGUGUACAGCUGUGGUAAAUUAUUUGAGUCACCUGUUGCCGAAUUUUUCAUAUUUUAAAUAUCAGAUUUGUUACAAUACACGUUACAUAUAUGAAUUUAUAAGAGACAGAAAAAAUCCAAGACAUGGAAUUGUAAUGUAAUUUGUAAAUACAGCUGGCUGUUGUAAAACCACAUUCUGAGAAGAGUGAUAAUUCCUGUCAAAAACUUUUACCUAUCAAUGUAUACAGGGGUUAAAUUAAUUGAAGGUUUUAUUAUUACCAGUGUCACUACAGAGACAGUUAAGGUUAUGUGAAAUAUUGAGCCUUUUCUUUUAAGCUCAUAGGAUGUCAUUUUGUGAAAAAUCCAUUUAGCAAUGCUGUAUUGCAUAUAUUUUACCCCUUUUAUGCUGGGCCCCGCUAUAGCAGUCCACACUGUCUAUAUUAUAACAUAAUAUUAGAACUGAGAUUGAAAAGUAACCAAAUUUUGGAGUCCGACAUGCAUUCAUUUUACAGCCAUUUCAAUUUUAGUAUGGUUUUACUGCCAUAUGAAUAUUUGAUUCUUGAAGCUUUCUACUCGUAGUAGGACAGAACUUUUCUUUAUAAAUUCACAUUUAACCUUCUUAUUACUAAGCUAUGUAAUCAAACUACCUGCUAGAAAUACUAAGGCUGCUUAGUGGUAAAUACCAUAACACACGUAACCCCACAAUACUUUGGCAGAUUACCCUUAGAUGCUCACAAGUUUAAGUAAAAAGAAUGACUGUUCUUUCAUCUAAACACUUGAUGCAAUCUGUUGACAGAAAUGCUGUACUAAUUCAUUAAAAGUGAGCCAAUCUUGUCAACUCUCACAAUUGUAACUAAAGUUCGCUGAGCUUGUGGCUUGCAGAGGGUUAAAAAUCAGUUGAGAUAAAAGAGUAGACAUGAGGAUCGAUGAAUAUUUUUAAAUAUGUAAAUAGUUAAAUGGAAUUACAACACAAUUACAAUAUUUCAGAUUUUCACAGCAGUGAAGAUUCAUAUUGUGGUCUUCCCAAAAAUUUGCAGAAACAUAUGCCUUCAUAUCUAUGGUAGAAGACUUCUACCCUGAAGGAGGGGGCAGUAUAUCCAGCCCAUCUACCAAACUACUUGGUAUCAUAAUCCAAAAGACCAGAAUGUGAAUAUAGCAAUAACUCUUUGGAGAAAGUUGAGAAUAUGUGGUUAUUUGCACAUUAAUAUUUCAUAAAAUGAUAAAAACUCAGAAAUAACUUAUUGAGAGGUUCCAUACAAUUGUGAAAUUUUACUAGAUGGUUAUAUAUAUGAUUUUGAAUGGGAGAAUUUAAAGCAAAAACUUGAAAUUACUUUACAUAAAAUAUAUGCCUGUUUUGACACACAGCAGAAAAAACUUGUAUGUGGAAUAUGAGCAGAUUACAAACAGCAGAACUCAGUUUCUGUUGAGCAUUAAACAUGUUAAGAAAUGUCUAUAUAGCUUAACAGUUCUGUAAUCCUUGCUCAGUUUUGUUUGCCUUGGAGACAAAGGGCUUUUUGAAGAAAAAAUGUAGGGUUUUAGUCAUGAGAUGUGUGUUUCAUGUUUUCUCUAACUUCUGUUCAAAAUAUUUUUUGCUCUAAUAAAUAUUUAGCAAGUUAUGCACAAGAUGCGAAAGGAAAAACAUAAGCUCUUCAUGUAAAGUACUUAUUUUUAUACAGCCUUAAGUUACAGUGGAAUGUGUAGACAUUUUUAGUAAAACUAUCCAGUAUCAGAUUUCUCAGAAAUUCAUUCAGCAGUUCUUAAGUUGUACAUAUAGGCGAACAUACGUGUACAGGACUAUUAAGUUUCUGCUCUUUGUCUGUCAUCUCAUAUUCUAAAUAUAACACAUCGUUUCUGAAACUGAAUCGGUUUUCAACCUCAAGUGAAAUGCUUAAGAGGCACCCACUCUUUUGGGUUUCUUAUGAAGAGUUGAUUUGAAUCACUGGACCUUAUGUUCUUCUAGAAGAGUGGACAAUAGGCAGAUUCCAGAAACUCGGCUUUUCCAAGUGUUGUACCCCAUCCCCAGAACACCUUAGAAUCGAGUUGUAUCAUUUAUAGUCGCUGCUGUGAAAAUCUCAACUCUCAUGAAAAGAAAAUAUUAUUUUCUUGUGCCCAGUCCUAUUACACAUAUAUACAUGCAAUACAUGUAUAUACUGUACUCGUAUAUUGCAUGUUAUAAUAUGAAAUGACAUUGGUGGGUUUUAAGCACAAUGUUUAAAAGUACCAGAAAGUUCCCCCCAGAAUAUAAAAAAAAAACUAAUUUUGAACAGAAUAUUGUCAAGUGAUGCUGGUAGUAUUAAAACUCAUUAUGUCAGUGAACUUUGGUCUUGAAAUACUCUCCUUCCAUGUUAAUUAAUUCACUGACUUGUGCAAAGAGUAGGUGUGCCAACUGUACACCUGGACCUUGUGUACCCCUGCUCAUUUCUUCCCCUCCUUUCUCUCACGCAUUUUCCGCCCAGUCGGAUGAAUGAACCACAGCUUCCCUUCUCUCCAGGAGGAUUGUACUAUAUUGUUGUAGUUUUGUAAAGCCUUGCUCCAUCUUAGUCACAUGCUGUAUGUGUAUAUGGAAAACACACACAUAUAUAUAUACAUAUAUUUUUAAGUACAUAUGUAUAGUGUUGAAAAAAUGAGUUUAGAAGUUUUAUAUGAAAAUUUAUAAAAACCAACCGAAAGAAAAAGUUGCCCAUGGGUGCUUGUAUGUGAUACUCAAGUAGGUUUAUAAUUGUAAGAAAUCUGUGUUUUCCUAGGCAUUCCAAAAGGUGGAGGCCAUAUUGCUAAACAGUAUCCCAUAUAAAUUGUAAACACAUAAAAACCCAGUUUGUAUGUUUAAAGCAGAGGUUUAAAACAAGUUGCAGUACACAAAAAUGGCCUAUUAUGUGAUAAGCGUAUCUUUUUGUAAUUGGGUGGGGGGGAUUGUAAGGAAUAUGUAAAAUUAGAUUGGGGUAAGAAAAGUUACAUUUCUUGAAGUCCCAUACAUUACAUCUUUGAAUACACUUUUUUCAGGUACAAGAAUUUUAAAAUUCUUGCAUCUUAGGUGAUUAUGGAAGUCAGCUGGGUCUUCUGCAGUGUUAUGGGAAGUUAAGGAAAUGCUAAUGUACAGUAAAAUCUAGUUAGGGACUCAAAUAAAAUCAUAGUUACAUGUGGUAGUAAAGUGAUAUUUUCUCAUUGAACCACAGUCAAGGGCUGCAAUAUUUAAUUUGAGUCAUUGUCAUUUAACAUAGUGGUUACCAUAUGUAGCUCUUGAUUUAACAUUAAAGGAAUUUCAAAUUUUGCCCAUAAAAUAUAUGAAUAUGUUCCACCUGAUUCUCAGAAUAAAUGGCGAUUUUUUCCCUAUACUGCAUUAACCAGUUGUUCUUUGUGAUAUGGACAAACCAUGUUUCCUGUGUGGUAGCAAUUGCAUUUUUAAACCGGAAGAAAUCUGUGCUUCAAACAGUUAACAAAGGGAUAAUAAUGAGAGUUCAUAGUGGUCCCAGUAGCGGUCUGAGUGCUUGUGGUGACUUGAAAUUACCCCCAUGAAGCCAGCACAAAAUUUGGAAUAUAUCCAUGCCUUAUAAUUCACCCUUGUUUCACUCUUCUGUCCUGAAGAUGGAGGCAACAGAUUUCUCUGAAAAACUAGUAACAGUCUACCAGAUACAUGGCAUCAUAAAUCAUUUGACAGUAAUCUUGAAAUACUUUGUUGUUUGUAGUCAUGUUGUACCUUCGAAUGUGGGUUUUACUGUACAAAAAGUGCUCAUUUCCUGUGACAAAUUGAGGUUAACAGAGCUGAAAAUUCUCAAAUUUUAUAUAAUUUACUAAAAUCUCGCCAAAUUAUAUUGAGUUUUAAAAAUACAAAUUUGGUAUAUGCACACAGAAUACAGUGUUGUGAAGAUAUUUCAACCUAUUGAAGCAAUCUGUUUACAAGUGGCCAUUUUACUAUGCUAGGAUGACAACAGUUUUCAAAGGUGCCCCCCCCCCACUUUCCCUCCUCACACCUUUUAUCAUUUUAUUUGUAAAAUUAGAUACCAAUAGAAACUCUGCUUAUUGUUACAAAACUUUUGAACAUGUGUUCCAAUAGGGUUGCAACCUACCAGAACAAGUAAAAUGGAGGAAAGAGUUUGCCUUGUUACAUGAUGCAGUGUCAUGUAAAAUCUCAGGUUUAUAACAACUAUUUGGUUGUGAAAGAAGCUAAAAAAUAAAGGAGAAACAAGAAAAAUACCCCCUUUCAAGGCACCAUUUGUACAUGUUAUUCAAAUUAAAAAAUGUGUCCAGUGUGAAGUGGUUUAACCCAUUGUGCCUAACUUGUGGGUAGACUGAAAGAUGAAAAGGUUACUUCUGAAUGUGACUGAACUUUCCAGCUAGCUUUACCCUCUUUGGCAUUUGAAUAGCAUUGCAAGGACAUGUAGUAUAUCACUUAGAAAAGGUCUCAGGGGAUUAGAUGCUCAAGUGGCCAUGCUUCUGACUUGUAUUUUGGAGGUGUCCAGUUUGAGGUCCAAUUAGGGUGCCAAAUAUCCUGACUUAGGUUAGCCAUAAUAUUCUUCAGCCCCUCCAGGCAAACGCCAGGAUUGUACCUUAACUUAGACCAUAACCGCUUCCUUCCACACUAUUUCCAAUUAAUUCCUCGUAUUCCAGUUAUUAAUGCUAUAUAGUCUGUGUAACUGAGAAUGUUGCUAAAUAAACUACAAAAUAACAGGAAGCACAGGCUAACCAAUUGGCUGCCUCGAGCAGCAUGUUGUACAACCUCUUUUUAGCACAUUGUUAAACAAAAAUUAAUAUUUAUUGAUCUCUUGUUCAUAUCGUGACCAUUAAUUGGCAGUCAUCUAAACAUGAUAUGUAAUGGUUUAAAUAUAACUGUGAACUGCAAGUUUGCUCUCUUA
Molecule: messenger RNA, 11231 nt
Organism: Cryptotermes secundus
Lineage: Eukaryota; Metazoa; Arthropoda; Insecta; Blattodea; Kalotermitidae
Gene: rsh
Exons: 23
Coding region: 283-5223 (1646 amino acids)
Biological process (GO): regulation of small GTPase mediated signal transduction; activation of GTPase activity
Cellular component (GO): cytoplasm
Molecular function (GO): GTPase activator activity; protein binding
Source: RefSeq, a predicted model, not a curated record